UCUUCUUCCUCUUCUUCUUCGACGGCUGCUCCAAGGCAAAGAACGAAGCCAGCUCCGUUCAGUCUCCAAAUCGUCAAUGACGGAAUUCCGAUCGUCUUCCUCGCCGGAGAUAAUCCACCGGUCUGUGUAAUUCUGACUGUUUGCUCUAUGUCUAUUUAAUUUAAUUUGAUAAUUAUUCGUUGAAAUCGCCGGAGGGUUUGGGCGGGUUCUUCCCGGCUCCUUUUCCAUGCCCGAGCAGUCGGCGCUACCGGCGGCUCUCUCAUUCGGUUGACGUUAUCCCCACCGUCUGUGGCGGCGGGUGGGGUGAUCAGCCUCGCCGUUAAAUGUCUAUCACCGACAACCGCGCCGGUACCACUAACUCGGCCGACCGCCGACGCUCCUCGUCCACGUCCUCCGCCAUCACCUCUGCGAAGCGGAAACUGGACGAUUAUGCCUCGGCGGUCCCUGAGGGUGACGAAGCAGCUGAUUUCGCGGCCGAUUUAGUCACCGUAAGGAUGCGGAAGGAGGAGUUCGAGGCCGUCCACUGCUCAGCCGUCGCCGCCGCUGUUGCCGCUGCCUCCUCUUCCUCGUGGGCGUCUCCGUCUCAGUCCUCACCGUUCCGGUAUGUCCGGUCGGCCUCUCCGUCUCAGCUUCAAUUCUUCGUGAGGAUGAUGUCUGAAGGCAAGACCCUGGUGAUCCAGGCGACUUGCAUGGAUACCGUGAAGUCGGUUCACGAGAAGAUCCACAAGCUCACCGGGAUUCCCGUCAGUGAGCAGAGACUGAUUUAUAGGGGGAAGCAGCUUCAGUGGGAGCAAUCCCUAGCUCAGUGUGCCAUUGAAAAGGAUGCUAGCCUCCAGUUGGUGGGUCGAAUGCGUAGCACGGAGCAUCCACAAGCUUGGCAGUAUAUCGACGAUAUGAUCUCCAUUGUCCGCCGUCUAUGUAAAGGUGAAGCUGUUCCAUACGCUCUGAAAAUUAUAAAGACUCGCAUAUCUGAAUAUUUGUCUAUAACUCCAAAGGAUGACUACAACACAUCUCCGGGACAUCUUCAGAUAUUCAUGUCCUCUUCGGCCCCCUUGGCUCUUAUAAUGCUUUGUAUCUCCCCCGUUAAGGGAAACAAGAAGAUUGGCGAGGAAGCCAUUCGGCAUUUCUUGUAUUUGACAAAAACUGCAUUGCCGAAGGCUUCUCAUUCUCUCUGUGCGCCGAUAGUGCUGAAAUUUUGUAAGCUGCUCAGGGAGGUUCCUCAAUAUGAGCUGCUGCCACUUUACUCCUCUUGUCGGACUUGCAUCGGCUCAUUGCUGGAGACAAUUGGGCUUUCACAGACUUCCAAGAAUUUAGACAGUGUAGAGAGAGUAAUUUCGGUGGAAGAGAUAUUCCCUUUUGUUAGUGAGCUAGCGGAUAGUUUGUAUGGAGGUUUGGAUUCUAAUAUUGCUUCCACUGCAGGCUUAGGGCCAUUGCAGAGCGAUGUCAAUGACUUUGCUAUGUUCUUACCCCAUAUCCGUACUGCCAUUCGCGAGCACUUGGGGUUCAGGUGCCCGAUUCCAGUGCCUCCGCCGGAGAAGGGCUGUGAUGAUCCAAAGUUUGUUGAUAUAAUUGUGCAUCUUUAUGAGAUUUUUAUGGGCAUGUUGCGGAGAAUGGAUUGUUGUCUUCUGGAGAUGGAGAAGCACUUGGCUUCAAAAUCGACAUCGAGUGGGGAAAGUGAUAUAUUUUUUCAAGGACCGUCUCAGUAUCUUGCUAUACUGAAAGAGCUGAAUGCUAUCUCCAAACUCUACGUGGGUUCCGAAGAACAUUUUUGGACUAAAAUGAGGCUAAGAAAACGUGCUCUGUGUGCUUUAAUUCUCAAGUAUGUGAAGCGAACCGAUGAUAAUCAGUGGCUUCUAGAGCAUAAGGAUGUUACUGAUUUUGAAGCAAGGAGGCAUAUGAUGAUGAUGCUGUUCCCCGAAGUGAAAGACGAUUAUGAUGAGCAACAUGAGAUGCUUAUUGACAGGUCACAGCUACUGGCAGAAUCUUUCAACUAUGUGUCUGAGGCAGACCCAGAAUCUCUACACGGCAACUUGUUCAUGGAAUUCAAAAAUGAGGAAGCCACUGGUCCUGGAGUGGUGCGAGAGUGGUUUUUCCUGGUCUGCCAAGCUAUUUUCAAUCAAGAGAAUGCUCUUUUCGUUGCUUGCCCAAACGACUGCUCUAGGUUCUAUCCUAAUCCUGCUUCCAAAGUUGAUCCCUUGCACCUCAAGUACUUCAAGUUUGCUGGUCGUAUGAUAGCCUUGGCUUUGAUGCACAAAGUGCAAAUAGGUGUCGUUUUGGACCGCAUAUUCUUCUUACAAUUGGCUGGGUUCCAAGUUUCUUUGGAAGAUAUAAAAGAAGCAGAUCCUUGUCUCUAUAGUAGCUGCAAACAGAUUCUUGAAAUGGAUCCUGAAUUUAUUGAUGCAGAUGCCCUAGGACUAACAUUUGUGAGGGAAGUCGAAGAACUGGGGUUGAAAAAAGUCAUUGAGCUUCUCCCUGGGGGAGCAAACCUUGUUGUGAACAGCAAAAACCGGAGUGACUACGUUAAUCUUCUCGUGAAGCAUCAGUUUGUGACUUCCAUCUCCGAGCAAGUAGCUCAUUUUGCACAAGGGUUUGCCGAUAUUUUUUCCAGCUCCCGAACGAUAAAGGUUUUCUUUCGGAGCUUAGAGCUUGAAGAUCUUGAUUUUAUGUUACGAGGAAGCGCAGAUGACAUAUCUGUCCAAGAUUGGAAGGCACAUACUGAAUACAAUGGUUAUAAAGAGACUGACCCUCAGAUAGUUUGGUUCUGGAAGAUUGUGAGCGAGUUGACAACUCAGCAGAGAAGGGAGCUGCUCUUCUUCUGGACUUCAGUGAAGCAUCUUCCCGUAGAGGGCUUUCGAGGCUUGGCUUCUCGUCUCCACAUUUACAGGUCCUUGGAGCCCAUCGCUCACCUCCCGACCUCUCAUACUUGCUUCUAUCGCCUCUGCUUUCCCGCUUAUCCUUGCUUGUCUGUGAUGCAAGCUCGCUUGCUCAUCAUUACCCAAGGGCAUGUGGGCUCCAGCUUCGGAACUUUUUAGAAAGGGAAAAAGAUUGAGAAGGAGAAAGUUUGGCUGCAUGAGUCAGGUUAGAUGUGAUCUUAGUUAACUGCACAUAGAAGAAAGAUGAUUCGAGUGGUAGCUUCUGUACAGAGUAUAGGGCAGAAGACAAUUAUCCCAGUCUCUUUUCGUUGUCAGAAAGGUGCAUAUAGGGUAUCGGCAUCGUGGAAUUCUGCAGUGCUCUCUCAAUGGUAAAAUUGCUGUCGUCUUCUGUCGCAUUUUGCGCCUUCUUUUGUCAUGUCUUUUGAAGUCUUAGCAGGCUGAUCUAGAUGCUGCUUAUAUAUAAAUAAAGCUCCAGACUGGGAAUAUGUGACCUUCAUUUCAUGUCAUUUUGGUUCAUAAUCAGCAAUGCUUCCUUAUAAGAUCCUGUAAACUGGCAUUGGCUGCCGGAAUCUGGCGGUUGAUGUUGGGAAUUGUCGUUGAUUGGUGUGCCACGUAAUUGGAGUUGCUUAUUUGGCGGUGGA
Molecule: messenger RNA, 3514 nt
Organism: Punica granatum (pomegranate)
Lineage: Eukaryota; Viridiplantae; Streptophyta; Magnoliopsida; Myrtales; Lythraceae
Source: RefSeq, a predicted model, not a curated record